This is a messenger RNA of Medicago truncatula (barrel medic), 1337 nucleotides long. Its product is annotated as NAC domain-containing protein 90. Gene Ontology annotation, biological process: regulation of DNA-templated transcription. The transcript is spliced from 3 exons. Lineage: Eukaryota; Viridiplantae; Streptophyta; Magnoliopsida; Fabales; Fabaceae. Gene Ontology annotation, molecular function: DNA binding. Bases 115 to 888 code for a protein of 257 amino acids. The record is from RefSeq and is a predicted model, not a curated record.
UUUAUGGUACUAAGUCUUGACUCUGAGUCUCUUGACUUGUCCCUAUAAAUUCUAGUUCUAACUAGGGCAUGAGAAUCAAACACUGCCCCAAUAACUUAUUAAAAAAGAAAAAGGAUGGACAAUAUGCCACCAGGUUAUCGUUUCUACCCUACAGAAGAAGAACUUAUUUCGUUCUAUCUUCACAAAAUGCUUGAAGGAGAGAAAGAAUACACGAUUCGUACUGUUAUACCAGUCGUUAAUAUAUACGAUUACAAUCCAUCACAACUCCCACAAAUUUCAGGAGAGGCUAGUAUGAGAGACACGGAACAAUGGUUCUUUUUCAUUCCAAGGCAAGAAAGUGAAGUGAGAGGAGGAAGACCAAAGCGUCUCACCGACACUGGCUACUGGAAAGCCACUGGAUCUCCUAAUCAUGUUUAUUCUUCAGAUAAUCGCAUCAUUGGAGUGAAAAGGACUAUGGUUUUCUAUAGUGGAAGAGCUCCAAAUGGAAAGAAAACUGAUUGGAAAAUGAACGAGUAUAAGGCCAUUCAAAUAGAUGAAGCAUCUUCUUCAAACAAAGCAGCUCCUAAGUUAAGGCAAGAAUUCAGUUUAUGCCGAGUGUACAAGAAAUCAAAGUGCUUAAGGGCAUUUGAUAGACGACCACCACCAAGGAGGGUUACAACCCAUGUUCAAAAUGCUCAAGAGCACCAGAAAGAUUCAAGUUGCGAACAUGAUGUUCAAAUCUCGAUGGACAUAAUUAGUGCAACAAACUCACCAGAGAGCUCUUCCUCUAUAGACCAUGUUCAACAACCCUCACAAGAGGUUGGAGAAGCUAGCCAAAUGGAUAUUGCUGAUUACGAUGCUUUGUUGGAUUGGGAGCAAGUGGAUUGGUUCUUAGGGUCGGAGCCAUGAUAUAGGAGAAAAUUAGACUACGUGCAAGAUUAAAUUUGUGGUGGGGAUUAUCACAAUGACGACAAAUAUCCAAUUCGAUUUUGAUAAAAAUUACACUUAGAGCUUCUAAAAAACCACAGUAUCAACGUGAUAUUGUCAAACUCAUAGUCUGUCCAAACAUAUAUGAUCUGUUACGGAUACAAGUACAAUUAAGUGAUUCAAGUUGAUCGGUUGGAAUUAUUAAUGUCUUGAAUGUUUUGAUUAUUUAUUGGUAGAAACCCCUGAAAAUAAAUUGUGACAAGGGUAACUUAGGUGUCCUUACGAAUCAAUUUGUGGAGGUCAAAAUCUCUGUAAAUUAGUUUAGUCAAUGCAAACAUAUACUAUGUAUGUGUUGCGAAUACAAGUAGUGGAAUCGACUGGAAUUGAUAAUGAUUACGUAGCUAUUUAUGUUUGAAAAAUGAUAUUUGUAC